AUGAGUCAUAGUAAAUUCAUUCCCAAGCUGUCUAUUCAAUCUCCUGUCCACACCAACUUAAAGGUCCAGUCCACAGAGCCAUCAUUUAAGAAAGAAGACUUACAUUUGAUUUCAAAAGACUCUUUGGAAUCUGACUCAGAAAGCCCCACUCAAAAGAUCAAGUCCCGGUCUCAGCUUGAAGAUCAAAUUCAGGACAAUGACAUGGAGCCUGACAGCCUAGAGGAGGAGAACUUGAGUGAGACGGAAGAGGAAGCAAGCAGAAAAGCAGCUCAGAGGACCUGUGAGGAAAACCUCCACACCCAAGAUGCUGGUGCAAUUAAUAGCCAACAACCCACAGAAGACAAAUACUCACACCUCCGAUACGAUCCAAACUGGAAGAGUAAGAAAGAGGAGGGGAAGCUGUUGCCUGUAGAAGCACUGCCGGAGUCUGUGGACAGCUCUACAGAAAAUCUGACUCUGAACCCACUCUACCCUUCGAAGGAGCCCUCAAUGGACCUCUCAGCGGGGAAAGGCGAACAGAAGAGGCCACGGAGCACAGCCUCCUUACUUGGGAGUGAAUUCGUAAGCCCAAACUACGAGCUGAGCACCUACCACCCCGAGCCGUUUUCCGUGCUGAGUGACAGCGACCCUGAGGAGAAGUCCAGCACCCUCUCUCAGUACUUGAAGAGUUCAAGUUCACGCAGCCAGGCAUUCCUGCCAGGAUCACGCGGCCCUCGGCGAAGGAAGUCCAAACAAUAUUUUGUGGAAAAGAACAAGCUGACUUUGGGAUUACCCACUCCAAGAAUGGACUCUUACCUUCAACUUCACAAUAAAAAAAGGGGGGAAGGUCACCUGGAACAGAUCUCCUACCCCGUCAGAGUAACUGACAAGACGUCUAUUCAGAAUGCCAGAGAAACUGGAAAUGUCGCUAUUGACCCUGAAGACAAAUGGCAUCAAAGAGCCCAACAGCUAAAGGAUUACCAGGAACAGUGGUCUCAAUACGAAAAUGCAAAGUCAAGCAAUGGACCCAGAGAUCAAUCUUCGGAAACAACCAAUGGCCAGCAACCUUCCAGAAGACCAGCCAAGCACAAGAUUCGAAAACAGCGCAAACACCGGCAGGGCGCGAAGUCUUCAGUGACUGAAGAGCUGGCUGUCAGUCAAGGAAACCAGAAUAACACUCCCAGACAUCAGCAAAACCCAAAUAAGCCUACUGAUACUGAAGUAACACAGGAAACAGGUGUGAUUAUGAAUGCCACAAACGAUGAUUUACAAUACUCAAGUGUACUGAGAAGCCAGGAUCCCAAAGUAACCUCCAAUCAAUCUGCCCCACCACACCCGGUUUCAGACAAAGUAUUAUAUAAAAAUGCUGCCGGAUAUUACCCGGUGAUGAACACUAAUAGAGAAAGAGGACACAACGACCAAGAAGAGAAAAGGUUUUCCUACCAGCAGCUACACAUCGACAAUCUAUCCAAUAUGCACUUGAAGUACCUUCAUGAACUUACCAAGAAACACGCAUCCCGUAGCCAGAAAGGCUCUCAGUCUAAAAUAAACAUUCAAGCAUCAACCGAGAAGAAGAAGCAACCCAAACUGGCUUACACAGAAACAAAGUAUAAGAACUUAGAAAUAUUAUGGAAAUUCCAUUCUUCCUCUGAGGAACAACCUGCUAAGGCUUCCCCAGAUUCCCGGCUCUCCCAGAUAAUGGAGCAGCAUCAGCAAGCCCUGCUGCAGCUGACAGAGGUGCAGCCCCACGAAGGGGCCUCACCCGGCCUCACCCUUCCACCCAUACUGUCAAGGGUGGAGAGUGAAUCCCACCUCAGUUCAGAGAGAAGCCAAAGAAACCAAGUGAAAAUCAGCCGCAGCAAUUCUGAAAGCUAUCUGUUUCAACUGGAAAAGGGGAAAAAGCAUAGGAAAAGAAGCAGCAUUAAGAGCUCCAAGCUGAAAGGUUAUCAGAACAGAGACGUGAAACUUGGAGGCCUCGGACCUGACCUUGAGUCCAUCAGAGACAAAAUGCAGAAAUUAAUACAGCAAAAGGAAUAUGCUAAACAAGUGAAGGAAUACAACAUGAAGGCACUAUCCAUCCCCUCAAAGCCACAAACAGCAAUAACUGAAAAUAAACCUGCUGUCCCUCGGCAGAAGGCUUUGGAAUAUGCUAAGACCAUCCCCAAACCCAAAUCUUCAAAUCUGAGUGAUCAAGCCUCAAAAGAAAAGAAAAAUCCAACCCAUGCUGGAAAAGAAGGCACCUUACCUGAAAUCUCACUGCUGGAAGUGCUGCAGAACAGACACGAAAGAGAAAAACAGGCCGUGGCUGCUUUUAAAGUCCUUCACAUUGUAUAG
This is a messenger RNA of Dama dama (fallow deer), 2313 nucleotides long. It is a transcript of the gene JHY, whose product is annotated as junctional cadherin complex regulator. The record is from RefSeq and is a predicted model, not a curated record. The transcript has 8 exons. Bases 1 to 2313 code for a protein of 770 amino acids. Gene Ontology annotation, biological process: axoneme assembly; brain development. Lineage: Eukaryota; Metazoa; Chordata; Mammalia; Artiodactyla; Cervidae.